This is a messenger RNA of Gadus macrocephalus (Pacific cod), 3024 nucleotides long. RefSeq lists its product as uncharacterized. The record is from RefSeq and is a predicted model, not a curated record. The transcript has 9 exons. NCBI's taxonomy places the organism in Eukaryota, Metazoa, Chordata, Actinopteri, Gadiformes, Gadidae. The coding region runs from base 860 to 2194 and encodes 444 amino acids.
UUACUUAUUUUCCAAAUAUUUUUUAGCAGUGUUAUGUUGGUACAAUUUGGCAGUGGGUGUGACGUGUGCUUAUAGUGCAUACAUUUAUGUGACUCAUCAGACAUACAGUUCUUAUGAAGGAAGGAGAAUCACCUUCAGUGUUUAAUUGUAUAUCAUUUAAAUAGUUUGGUAUCUGUAUCACCACCAAUUGUUGCUCCAAUCUGCUGGAUAUAUAAACACCACAGCAACUACUACACAUUUAAAUCCACUUGUAUUCAAAGUGGCUUACAGGUGUGACUGUAAAAGCAUUCACGUCGCCCAAUCAAAAUAUAGUUAUCCAUAAACAUCUUGAAUAGAACGUGGCGUAUUAAACCAGGGUAAGUCUCCCAGUGUUAGGCCUCAGUCCAGGGUUUAGGAGUCAGGGUUCGACUAGCUUAGUCUAGCCUACAGUAGUAGACGAUGGCUACAAGACGCCUAACCUUGAGUAUGUGUGAACAACGCUUCGUGAACAGUAAUUAAUUUUCCUUUACACUUGGGGCUUAGGUAUCAGGGAGGUUGGAGCUGGCUGAGGCCCAACCCUGGUUCUCGCACAAUAGUGCCCGGGGAGGCGUGAAUUACAAGUCGGAUGGAAUGUAGGAAAAGAAGACAAAUAAAUGAAUCACCCCGGGGGAACCAGUCUGACAGGGUUGCCACGUUGGACAGGCUAGCUGCCUGCCCACAGAUUCAGCAUCAGAAGCUCGACACCGACGACAAACUCGGUGAAACGCGGAUCUGUGUACUGCUAGGAUGGCGUCGACCGGCCCUUAAUUGAUCAGGAUCCAUUCAUUGAAACGCCUGCGUGUGGCGGACUGCGACCUGUCUGCGUUGCCAGGGUAACUGGAUGGAGAGGCGGUGGGAUGAGUUAAAGAAGGCACCAAGAGACGAGGCAGUGAGCAGUGUAAAUCAAGUUGAAGAGCUACCUGAUCGCGCCUUCUGGCUCCUGACCUGGAGGGAAAGCUGUCCAUCGCGGCGAAGCUGGUGCGCUGUAGCACUAGUGUGUGUGAUGUGGUCUUUCUGCCAGGUGGAGGCGCCAUUGCACCCUUCUCUCGGACUGGCCGAAGUGGCGUGGAGGAUACUGUGCUCCGGAUGCCUUUUAGCAGGCCUGGGAGCUUGUGCCAUGCUCUUGAAGAAGAGCCUGUGGCGCAGUGGAAAGGCGAUGGUGCUUUGCUCAGAAUCGGUGGCAGAUCAGAAAAACACACAUUUUUCGUGGGUGAGGAAGGAGCCGUCCCUACCAGGCAGAGAAGUCUCCCUGGCCCGGGCCCUUACAGACAGCCUGCUGCUCUGUGUUCUCCAGGAGUCCCUCUCCCACCCCACCCUGCCCCACGUAGAGGUUCUCCUGGCCAGGCUCAAGAGGGUGUCCCGGACCCUUCAGGGGGCUGAAGGUCUCCCAGCGGCCGGGUCGGACUGUGAGGCCCUCGCGCUGGUGGAGAGAGUGAAGGCCCUCAACGCAUACCUGCAUCAGAGGACAAGGACGCUUGGCGGUCUGCUACGGGCGCAGGGGGAGUUUGAGGCGGACGUGGAGGGCCUGCUGGGGGGUCUGCAGCUCCUCUGGACCCAGCUGGAGGAGCUCCACACCAGGGUCACCCUCACCAAGGACUGGAGCCAGGGGCAGCAGGGGGAUCUGGCCAGCACCAAGGCUGAGGCAGAGUUUGUGUCCAGGAUGGUGGAUCAGUACCGGACCAGACUUCAGCUCUGUCAGAACCACCAGAGGGAAACCACUGAGUUGCUGCAGGAGCUGACCUGGACUCACAUAAACAUGAGCGCUCACGUUAGCGACAGCUGCAGCAACGAGUCAGUCUGGACGGAGCUGUUACUGCAGUCCAACAUCGAGCAGUUUGACAAGGUCCAGGAGAACUUCCUGUCUGUGGACCAGCAGACCUCUACCUUCCAGGCCCACCUGGACGGGCUGGAACGGGGGGCUCCUGACGGACAAUCCACUGGCCUCCCAAUCUGUUCCUCCUCCUCCUCCUCCUCCUCCUCCUCCAGGGCUGCCGGUCGGAUUGGCCCCUGCCACGUUGAGCCCGCCCCUUCCUUCGUCACUGUCUCCUCAUUGGACGAAUCCAACCAGGCUUUCCCCUCCUUGGACAAGGAUAUCACCCAAACCCUCUGCGAGAGGUCAGCCCUUCAGUUCUCCUCCGCCUUUGGACGCCUUCGGAAAUCUGGAAAGAAGAAAUGAUUCUCAUUUUAUGUUAUUUAAAAAUGUUGCACUGCGGCAUGCGUCAGAGUAACUUAUAUGCGUGUAGCAUUUUCAAGUGUUGAUCAUUUGACUUUUGCUGUUUACUUGUAUUGCAUGUAUUUAUUUGUAACUUUUCAAAGUUUUAUUUUAAUACAUGAUUGUUAUGAUGCGUCGUCUUCGAAUUAAUCCCUCUGCAAAACAAAUUAUGUUGUACUGCUGCUUAUCUUUUCAGAGUAGCCUGGUUUAUUACAAAUCGGAUGCCCUCAGAGAAUGAUUAAACUGUCAGACACAAGGGGGCGUCACACCACCAGGGAUCCAUGCAGUCACCUGCUCAACCAUCACCAUAAAGACAACGCGUCUCAUUCAAUACAUCCAGACGCUUCUCUUCAUUUAGUUUCAUGAGGAGAUAGCCAGGUUUUCUGGCUGUUCACCAUAUGGUCUAUAAACACAUUCCUGCACAUGAUUUAACCAUUUUCUGCCAAAGCCCUUUUCUUCCUUUAACUAUUUUCCAAGUUUUAUUGAGGGUCAUCUCAUAUUUUUCUGGUAUGAGACUAAUUCAAUGAGAAAUGUUUUCUAAACUUGAAGCGCAUGAUGAAAAGUGUAUAUGCAAUUCCCCCCCCCCCCCCCGCUCUUUCAUUUGCUGCUCGCUUUGAACCCUGAUCCAGUGUGACAGAGCUACUUUAGCAGUUAGCUGCAAGCUAAAUGGAUUCCUAUAUGUCCAUGAUUUUAAUAAAAAGGCCCCAACGUCCGAAAGCCUGGAGGGGGAAAAACAUAGAAGUUUUAAGCAAUACCAGACAUUUCCUCGCCCACCCCCCCCCCCUCCCCUUCCC